Molecule: messenger RNA, 4519 nt
Organism: Centruroides sculpturatus (bark scorpion)
Lineage: Eukaryota; Metazoa; Arthropoda; Arachnida; Scorpiones; Buthidae
Gene: Brd8
Product: bromodomain-containing protein 8-like
Exons: 23
Coding region: 35-4246 (1403 amino acids)
Cellular component (GO): NuA4 histone acetyltransferase complex
Molecular function (GO): protein binding
Source: RefSeq, a predicted model, not a curated record
ACACACAGAUGGCGUUUCGGUUGACGAAAGAAAGAUGGCGGCUUCGCCCAAAUAUAGAUUGAAACAAGUCCCAACUGAUAUCUGGUCAAUUAAAGAAAGAUUAUGCCUUGCAUCAUCUGUUCUACGAAGUGGAGAUCAGAACUGGGUUUCAGUUAGUCGAGCUAUUCGACCAUUUGGAGAAGCAAACAGACCACCAGACUGGUUUUCUCAGAAGAAUUGUGCCAUUCAAUAUUCAGAUCUUUUAGAAAAAGUGGAAACUCCUAAACGUAAAAGAGGAGAUCGUGCAGACGUCGAAACACCUGGUAAUUUAAUUGUGAGAAAACUUACUAUAGAAAGAAUUGAAGAAUUAAAGCGAAUAAUCAGUGAAGAGCAACAAAGACAUAGAAAAUUAAAACAAGAAGUUGAAGCAGUUAAAAGUGGUUGUGUUGAUGAUAGAUUAGAAGAUGUAUGGAAUAAAAUUCAAGAAGAAAUUAAAUUAAAAGCAGCUGCAGAAGCAUCAUAUCAGAAAUGGUUACAAGAAAGAGAAGCAAAAAUCAAUGCAAUGAAAGCAACACCAAAACCAGUUGGAAAAUCAAAGAAAUUGUUUCCAAGACAGCCUCGUGUAGAAGAAGUACGUAGGAACAGUUCUCAAUCAGAACAAAGUGAACAAGAAAGUAUAAUAGAUUCACCUCUUAGUGAACCUUUAAAUGCAGAUGUGGAUGAUGUAUCUAGUCCUCAGUCAACAAUCUCUCAUACAGAUGGAAUUUCAAGUACAAUCUCCACAAAAGUUUCAGUACCUAGCAUUACAAUUUGUACUUCAACUCAUGGGUCACAAACUCCUUCAACUUCACCUUUACUCACAUCUUUGUUAAAAAGUCCGACACCAGCUACUCCUAUAUCUCCAACAAUCACCUCAGUUCUGACUUCACCCACACCACAACCAAAAGAAGGAACACUACCUACAACUCAAACUAGUCCUCGCCCAAUAUCAACACCACAGCCAUUUUUUAAUCCAACUAGUGCUUUGGCCACAGCUGCUGCUCGUCAGUUAGCAGUUGCAACUGCACCAUCAUCAAACACUUCAUCUGUAGAUUCUUUGUUCUUAAAGGAUAAAGCUCAUUCUGCAAAUCAGAACAUAAAUAAUGAAGGAAAUAUCCCACCUAUCGUUACUCAUUCAUCUACCUCAUCUGCACCUACACUAUCAAAAUUAUUAGAAUUGCCUCCAGGUGUUCCUGGGAAGCUUCCUCCCUUACCUAUUAUUCAAACGGAACAAGAGGUUUCAUCAACUGGAGAAAUUCCUACUGUUUCUACUGUGACAAUUACAACUGUAACUACAACUUCAUCAUCUGCUAUAACUAAUGUUGUUUCAGUAACAUCAGAAGAAGUAGUUGAAUCAUCCAGAGAAAAGACUGAAUCUGACAGUUUAAUAUCAUCUACAGAAGAUGAAAAGAUAACAGAAACAAAGGAUGACAUUUGCAAGCAUAAAGUUGAUAUAAAAAUUGAGCCAGCAUCACCUCCUAGAAAUAAAGAAGAAAUUGAAGAAAAUGAAAUAGAAAACACUGAAGUUGUUGAUAAAGUAGAAGAGUUACAAGAAAUUAAAAAGGAAGUUAUCCAUUCUGAAAGUAUUGAAGAAAAUGAAAUAGUUGUGAAAAAUGAAGAAGUUGGAAAUGAAAAUUUAGAGAAAGAAGAAUCAUUAUUGGAAAAAGUAUUUGAUGAAAAUAUAAAUGAAGACAAGCAGAAAGAACAGCCAAGCAACAAUACUUUUACAUAUGAAAAGGUGGAAGAAAAUAUUGUAAAUGAAGAACAAAACACAACAGUUACAACAGAAAAAGAAACAGAUAUAUCAUCAUCAAAUCAUUCAGAUCCAGAAGUUGUAUCAAAAGUUACAACUGAAAAAGUAAUCGAAAAGGUGGCAGAUGAAGCUGUAAUCCAAGAUAAGAAACAGUUGCCUGUAGAAGAAGAAACAGCUGAAUCCAAAAAAGAUGAAAACAAAGAUGUUAAUACUAAACAACAAAGUGUAGAAACUGAAAAAACACUAACUGAAGAUGAAAAAAAGAAUAAACCUAUUGAAGAACCAGCAAAAGAAGCAGUAGUAAUAGUAGAAUCAGAUAAAGUAAUAGAAGAAUUAAAAAUUAUCCGCAAACAUUCCGGCAAGAGAGGCCGGAAAGGAAGAGGGGGGAGAACAAAUAGACACAUUCAUGUUCAUGAAGAUUUAGAAGAUUCUUUUGGAGAUAAAAAAAGUGAUAAAGAAAAAACCAAUUCAAGUUUGCCUCAUUCAGAAUUAACAGCUAAGCAAGUUGUAAAUGAUCAUCAGGAAAAAGCUAAUGAAACACAACAUUCUAGUUGUAAAUCAGACUCUACUAAUCAACAAUCAGAUGCUUCUACAGAGCAAACAUUAUUAGAAACUAAACGUAAACCUCUAUUAUCAAUUAGUGAAUCUAUUCCCAACAGUCCAGCAUCUACAUCUCAAAGGAUGACAAAAGGAACACCUACACUAUCAAAAUUAUUAGAAUUGCCUCCAGGUGUUCCUGGGAAGCUUCCUCCCUUACCUAUUAUUCAAACGGAACAAGAGGUUUCAUCAACUGGAGAAAUUCCUACUGUUUCUACUGUGACAAUUACAACUGUAACUACAACUUCAUCAUCUGCUAUAACUAAUGUUGUUUCAGUAACAUCAGAAGAAGUAGUUGAAUCAUCCAGAGAAAAGACUGAAUCUGACAGUUUAAUAUCAUCUACAGAAGAUGAAAAGAUAACAGAAACAAAGGAUGACAUUUGCAAGCAUAAAGUUGAUAUAAAAAUUGAGCCAGCAUCACCUCCUAGAAAUAAAGAAGAAAUUGAAGAAAAUGAAAUAGAAAACACUGAAGUUGUUGAUAAAGUAGAAGAGUUACAAGAAAUUAAAAAGGAAGUUAUCCAUUCUGAAAGUAUUGAAGAAAAUGAAAUAGUUGUGAAAAAUGAAGAAGUUGGAAAUGAAAAUUUAGAGAAAGAAGAAUCAUUAUUGGAAAAAGUAUUUGAUGAAAAUAUAAAUGAAGACAAGCAGAAAGAACAGCCAAGCAACAAUACUUUUACAUAUGAAAAGGUGGAAGAAAAUAUUGUAAAUGAAGAACAAAACACAACAGUUACAACAGAAAAAGAAACAGAUAUAUCAUCAUCAAAUCAUUCAGAUCCAGAAGUUGUAUCAAAAGUUACAACUGAAAAAGUAAUCGAAAAGGUGGCAGAUGAAGCUGUAAUCCAAGAUAAGAAACAGUUGCCUGUAGAAGAAGAAACAGCUGAAUCCAAAAAAGAUGAAAACAAAGAUGUUAAUACUAAACAACAAAGUGUAGAAACUGAAAAAACACUAACUGAAGAUGAAAAAAAGAAUAAACCUAUUGAAGAACCAGCAAAAGAAGCAGUAGUAAUAGUAGAAUCAGAUAAAGUAAUAGAAGAAUUAAAAAUUAUCCGCAAACAUUCCGGCAAGAGAGGCCGGAAAGGAAGAGGGGGGAGAACAAAUAGACACAUUCAUGUUCAUGAAGAUUUAGAAGAUUCUUUUGGAGAUAAAAAAAGUGAUAAAGAAAAAACCAAUUCAAGUUUGCCUCAUUCAGAAUUAACAGCUAAGCAAGUUGUAAAUGAUCAUCAGGAAAAAGCUAAUGAAACACAACAUUCUAGUUGUAAAUCAGACUCUACUAAUCAACAAUCAGAUGCUUCUACAGAGCAAACAUUAUUAGAAACUAAACGUAAACCUCUAUUAUCAAUUAGUGAAUCUAUUCCCAACAGUCCAGCAUCUACAUCUCAAAGUGAUGAUCAAGAAAACAUUAAAGAUUAUAGAACAUGGAAAAAAGCUAUUAUGCUUGUUUGGAAUGCAGCAGCUAAUCACAAAUAUGCAAAUACUUUCCUACAUCCAGUUACUGAUGAUGUAGCACCAGGUUAUCACAGCAUAGUUUACAGACCAAUGGAUCUCUCUGCUAUUAAGAAAAACAUUGAAAAUGGUGUAAUUAAAACAACUAUGGAAUUUCAAAGAGAUAUGAUGCUUAUGUUUCAGAAUGCAGUUAUGUAUAACAGUUCUGAUCAUGAUGUGUUUCACAUGGCUGUAGAGAUGCAAAAAGAAGUGAUGGAACAUAUUCAGGAUUUCCUGGCAACACAGCUGAUGGUUCAAACAGCAGAUACUAAAGUUUUAAGAGGAAGAGAGAGAGAACCUAGGGAAAGAAAAAGUGAUGGUGAUAAGGAUGACAAAAGGAAGUAUCCUUACAUGACCGACAGCGAACCAAAAGCAAAGAAACGAAGAACACGAGAAUAAUUAAGUUAUUCGUAAAAAGUCUUUUGUACAGAAACAUUCCAUUUCAUAGUCAUAAAAAACUUUUGUAAUAUCUUUAUUAAUAAAAAUUUUCUAAGUAUUAUUGAAAUUUUAUGCAGUAUACAGGAGAUCAGGUAUGUCAAAUGUUUAGAUUUUAUAAUGAUUAGUAAGUUGAGAAUGCUUUAGACACUUGAAAGACAAACAUUUUCAAUAAGUGUUUAAGUUAUGAUUAAUAACUACUUAAUAAAUAAAUGUUUAAUAUAUAAUGUACAACAG